Molecule: messenger RNA, 1080 nt
Organism: Penicillium chermesinum
Lineage: Eukaryota; Fungi; Ascomycota; Eurotiomycetes; Eurotiales; Aspergillaceae
Exons: 5
Coding region: 1-1080 (359 amino acids)
Source: RefSeq, a predicted model, not a curated record
AUGGGGUGGGUUUACAAUGCCUCGCCUGCCGUGGAUGCGGCAUCGCAAUAUCCCGUCAUCCUGGCCGUGUGCUUGAGUCUGACGGUGGUGAUGGUUACCACCGUCCUCUUGCGGCUGGGGAUCCGCGCUCGCUCGAGUCGACUGGGCGCAGCAGACUAUGUGAUGAUUGUAGGAAUGAUCUUUAGUGUGAUCUAUAGUGCGCUGUGCAUCGCACAAAGCCGAUAUGGGCUUGGACUGCCACUCAAGCUACGCCCCCACGAAGAUCUGGCAACGUAUACAAAGUUGAACUACGCAGGCCGUCCCUUCUAUCAGAUUGGCAUUGCCGGUUUCAAGGCGUCGCUCUGCCUCAGCUACCUCCGUCUCCUCUCGGGCACAUCCAAACGGUUCUAUCGAUAUCUGAUCUGGGUGGUGAUCAUGAUCUCAACGCUUGGGCAUAUUGCAGGGACUGCAGUGCUGCUUUUUAAUUGUACCCCGGUGGCACGAUCCUGGAAUAUGAAGAUCCCCGGAAAAUGCCUGCCGGUAGGAGCUACGUUUUAUGGGCUCGCGAUAUUCACGAUCAUCUGCGAUGUGAUGAUCAUCUUUCUGCCGAUCCCCCUCCUACUCAAGCUGAAAAUCAAGCCUGCCCAGAAGGCCGGAGUGGUUUGCCUGUUUCUCUUGGGUCUGUUCACGACGAUUUGCUCAAUUCUACGCCUGACGCAGAUCCACCGAGUGGCAUUUGGUGACGGGGACUCGACGAUGCUGGUGUUAUGGGGCACCAUUGAAUUUAAUGUCGGAAACAUCGUGACUUGUGUUCCCUACCUCGCACCGCUGCUGAAAGGUGUUGUGCGCGACUUCCGGUCCACCACCGGCCGCAAGUACUACGACAGUCGGAAGGAAAACUACAACAUGGAUGCUUGGUCCAACGAGCAAAGAUCCCAGCUUCAGUCCAAUGUGUCCGGCCCAUCUUAUUCAUAUAUGAAGCGGACUGCAAGCGAGGAGUUGAUUCUUGCCAAUCCAGAACCGGCCCAUGGGGGAAUCGAGAUGACGGUCGAAUAUCAGGUAUCGCUUGAAAGGCGACCCGCGUCUGGCAUUGGGAGGUGA